Messenger RNA from Lactuca saligna, 717 nucleotides. Lineage: Eukaryota; Viridiplantae; Streptophyta; Magnoliopsida; Asterales; Asteraceae. The record is from the annotation of a GenBank genome assembly.
AUGGACAUAGAUGUCGAUAGAGCUCCUGAUACUCAAAAGAUUGUUGAAUCAUCUUUGUCUGUUGAAGUUUAUGAAGAGGCUAUUGUGAUGGCUCAAGGAUAUGAACCUAAUAUGGCCAUUCUACCUGAUGCUGAGGUGGAGUUUAAAGGUUGUAAAGGGGAACUUGGUUUUGACUAUUUGAGAGACAAUCUAGCUGGCAGUAGUGGACAACUUGUUAUGAGAUGGCCAAAACCAUUCCAUUUUGCAAUAGAUGAUAAAGUUGAUUAUGUCCUAAUUGAUGAGGGAAGAAACCCAUUCCUAAUAAGUGGUGAGGCUAGCAAGGAUGUUGCACGUUACCUAGUUGCUGCUAAAGUAGUUGAGCUUGUCAUGCGUGGCCUCGUAAUACUUGAAACUAUCAUUGCUGAAACAUCAGUAACAAUACCUGGAAUUAAGUAUGUGAUUGAUCCUGGAUUGGUUAAAGUGAGGAGUUACUCUCCUGAUAGUGGCAUUGAGUCUCUAGUUGUUGUUAAAACUUCAAAAGCUCAAGCUCUUCAAAGGAGGCGUGAAGGAGAUGAGAAAUGCUUCCUUCUUUAUCCAGAGAGCGGAUUUGAGGGACAUGAUGAUUCCAUAAUACCAAAGAUCAAAAGAGGCAACCUUUCUAGUGUUAUUUUCCAGCUUAAUGCUCUUGGUGUUGAUGAUAUACUUGGAUUUGACAUCAUGGAGAAACCCGAUAGGUAA